This is a messenger RNA of Williopsis jadinii, 1107 nucleotides long. Its product is annotated as alpha/beta-hydrolase. The coding region runs from base 1 to 1107 and encodes 368 amino acids. Gene Ontology annotation, biological process: lipid metabolic process. NCBI's taxonomy places the organism in Eukaryota, Fungi, Ascomycota, Saccharomycetes, Phaffomycetales, Wickerhamomycetaceae. The record is from RefSeq and is a predicted model, not a curated record. The transcript has a single exon. Gene Ontology annotation, molecular function: hydrolase activity, acting on ester bonds.
AUGUCUCUCUACGUCAGGGGCCGUCCAGUGGAUGCUGAUAUUGAUGCCAUUGUUGGACAACACGGGUUUGCCGUGGAGACGCAUACCACAACCACGGAGGAUGGCCAUAUCCUCACGCUUCAUCGCAUAGUUGGCGUGAACGGAGUGAGAGCUGGAGCCCCGGUGGUGUACUGCCAUCAUGGGCUCAUGACGAACUCUGAGCUCUGGGUGCUAGGGGACGCUACAGAGAGGUGUCUCCCGUUCAAGUUGGUUGCUGAGGGCUAUGACGUUUGGUUGGGCAAUAACAGAGGCAACAAGUACUCCAACACUCAUGCCAGAUGGGACCUGGAGGAUAAGGAGUACUGGGACUUCAGCAUCGACGAAUUCGCUCGAUACGAUAUACCAGCAAGCAUAGGCUACAUACUACAGUUGACUGGAGAAACGGUGUUGAAAUACGUUGGAUUCUCACAGGGCUCGUCGCAGUUGUUUGCCUCAUUGGCCAUGAACAGAGAGUUGAAUGGCAAGAUCCAGCAUUUCACGGCAAUAUCACCUGUGUUGGUGCCUCAAAGGCUCACACACCCUGUGGUUGCUCCCUUGAUGCUCAACCCACACUACAUCGAGUACAUAUUUGGUCCCAAGGCACUGCUCCCCUUUGUUCCAACAGUCAACAGUUGGCUCCCGUCUGGGUUGUUCAACAAGGUCAUUGACGUCUCAUUACAGGUGUUGUUCCAGUGGAACGGUAUCAACAUCCCACAGUCGCAGAAGCAGGUUGGCUACCCACACUUGUACUCUACUUCGAGCGUGAAGAGCGUGAUUCACUGGUUCCAGAUCAUACGAGACCAGCAAUUCCAGCUGUUUAACAAUACACAGAGCUACAAUACAUCAAAUAUCGACACCGAGGUGCUCUUGAUCUAUGGCGAUGCUGAUUGUCUCGUCAACAUUGAAAAGACGUGUGAGUCGUUGCAGUCUUGCAAGGUUGAGACUGUUCGGUGUCCCAGUUAUGAGCAUAUGGAUACACUCUGGGCUAAAGAUGUGGAGAAUAGGGUGUUCAACGUAAUAUUGGACAAGUAUAGAGAUAUAGAUGGCGGACGGGAAGCCAUAAAGUCGUCUGGGUCUCUUUUCCUCUGA